ACCCUAUUUUUAUUUUAUUUUUCUGUCAUAAUAACUCCUUUCACCUUGCUCUUCUUUUACGUCUGCUAUCAUCUAUCACCGUUUCCGUUUUGUUGAUCUGAACAUUAUUUAGGUUUAUCAUUUUUUAUUUAAUUAAUUAAUUCUACACAACGCUUCUUCUUUGCGUAGCGAAAAAGUAGCUUCUUGUGUUUUCUUUUGGAUUCAGAAACAAUCAAUGGCUUCCAAUAAAAACAUUCGAUGCCAUCACUGUGCAGGUCCUCUUUCUAAAGAGAUGGAAACUAGUAAAUGGACUGUUGCUCCCCUUAUUAGAGACAGCUUUUCUAUGAUUGGUUCUGCCGUUGGUGGCACUGCAAGUGCAUUCUAUGGAUUCAAUCAUGUUAUGCCAGUUGUCCAUAGAUAUGUAAAAGGACCGAUGUGGGUACAUUUUCUCGUUGGUACACCACCUGUGAUCGUAUUCUCCUCAGUAUGUGCAGGACUGGCAGGUGGGGCUGUUCCUGCUUUAGCACAACUUGUUUCUUCAUCUUACCAUGCAGCACAGUCAUCACCUCCUUCAGACGAUGAUAAGAUUCAGAAGUCAAGAACUUCAUCCACUCUCUAAUAUGAAUAGUAUCUAAUCUAUACACAUGCAUAUAUUGGCAUCUGCUACCAUAACCAUUUAUUCACUCUACAGUGUGCUGAGAGUUUGGUUUUUAUCUUGUAAAUACUGUUUUACAGCUUUAGUGCUUCGCUAUGUAAUUUCACCUCUCCUCAACUGGUACAAAGUGAAAUGCAUCAUCCAAUAUCUUAUAGUCUUGUUUA
This is a messenger RNA of Trifolium pratense (red clover), 798 nucleotides long. RefSeq lists its product as uncharacterized. Bases 215 to 598 code for a protein of 127 amino acids. The transcript has 6 exons. The record is from RefSeq and is a predicted model, not a curated record. NCBI's taxonomy places the organism in Eukaryota, Viridiplantae, Streptophyta, Magnoliopsida, Fabales, Fabaceae.